AUGGCAUCCUCACUUCGCUUCCGAACGGCAAAAAUACAGAGAAGUCGCCUGCUCGUCUUCGCUCUGUUCUUCGUCAUCUUCACCGUGGCCACUGCAUUUUACCAACUGCGACGACACAAGGCUCAUGGAAAGCCUAUUUUCCCUACCCAAAAGUCAGUCAACGGCUUCUCCAAUGGUCCCAGAGUGGCCGGAUAUGGCAAGCCGGAGGGAGUCAAAAUCAUUGGCCUCGUUUUCUUUGGUCGGAAAAAUCGUGUCGAGAUAUUGCAAUGCUUCCUCCAGCGCAAUUUGGUUGACAAUGGUGGCUGGCUUGACGAGAUUCACUGGGUGAAGAACACGGAUAAUCGCAAGGACCUGGCAUAUCUGGAGGAGAUUCUAGCCUCGUCCUCUCGAUACAAGAUGGUGGAGGUCGAAGGUGUCGGCUUUGUCGGCUAUGGACUGGCUUGGACUCAAUUAGAGCCGGGAAAUCUGUAUGUCAAGAUCGACGAUGACGUGGUAUGGUUCGCAGACGACACGAUACCGCGCAUUGUAAGCAUGAAGCUUGCGCAUCCGGACUAUCUGGUUGUGAGCGCCAAUGUCGUCAAUUCUCCACUCAUGGGCUGGGUUCACUAUCAUAUGGGCGCGGUACAUCCUUAUAUGCCCGAACUGACCGACUAUGAACCGACCAUCUUCAAUCUGGGUCAACCGUCGCGCAAGCCUUGGACAUACUGGUCAUAUCCCACCUGGACAGGUCCAGAUGACUAUUUCUUCGGUCCAUUCCAAGCACCCCCAUACGACGGACAUUGCUGGCUCCGACUCCCAAACGACUCGGACAUCUCCCGCACACCUGUCGCCGACAUUGAGUACAACACUUGGGGCACAGGUCUAAAGUCUUGGGCAAUCGCCGCUCAAGAACACUACUCGUUUCUUGAAAACCUCGCUGACGACCGUCUCAACACCUACCGGAUGGGCAGCAGCCUCGACCGCGGAGGCACCGAUAAAACCUGGCUCACCAUUGACCAACGACUCAGUAUCAAUAUGAUCACCGUCUGGGCAGAUGACGUUUUGGACAAUCUACCGAUGGACGACGUCGACGAACAGUGGUUGACCCUCAUCUUACCCAAAAAACUCAAGCGCCAAGUCGCCGUGAACAUGGACGCACUGGCGGUGCAUUUCACAUUUGGAUCACAGGGAACGGUCGAGACGACAGACCUGCUGGCCAGGUAUCGUGAUUAUGCAUUCGAAAACGCGUGUGCAAGAUGGAUUUGA
Messenger RNA from Cladophialophora psammophila CBS 110553, 1245 nucleotides. RefSeq lists its product as uncharacterized. The record is from RefSeq and is a predicted model, not a curated record. The coding region runs from base 1 to 1245 and encodes 414 amino acids. The transcript has a single exon. Lineage: Eukaryota; Fungi; Ascomycota; Eurotiomycetes; Chaetothyriales; Herpotrichiellaceae.